This is a messenger RNA of Halteromyces radiatus, 770 nucleotides long. RefSeq names its product putative GOT1-membrane protein required for ER to Golgi transport. Gene Ontology annotation, cellular component: membrane; endoplasmic reticulum. Bases 5 to 418 code for a protein of 137 amino acids. The record is from RefSeq and is a predicted model, not a curated record. The transcript is spliced from 5 exons. Gene Ontology annotation, biological process: retrograde transport, endosome to Golgi; endoplasmic reticulum to Golgi vesicle-mediated transport. Lineage: Eukaryota; Fungi; Mucoromycota; Mucoromycetes; Mucorales; Cunninghamellaceae.
CUCAAUGUGGACUGACAGUCAAAAGAUCGGUGUAGCACUGACUGCUUUUGGUGUUUUCUUCAUGUUUCUGGGAGUCAUCACUUUCUUUGAUGCUGGCUUACUAGCGAUUGGAAAUAUCUUAUUCAUUACUGGUAUUCCAUUGACCAUUGGUACUCAAAGAACCAUUGUAUUUUUUAGUCAAAAGAGUAAAAUUCGAGGUACAAUUUGCUUUUUAAUUGGUAUAUCAUUGGUGUUUUGCAAGUGGACCAUUAUUGGUAUGCUUGUGGAAAUAUUUGGAAUUCUAAAUUUAUUUGGUGAUUUCUUCCCUUUGGUGUUUGCAUUUCUACGACGAUUACCCAUUAUUGGAUCUGUCUUAAAUCAUCCUGGUAUUGAAAAGAUUUUCCAACAAUUCUCAUCUUCCUCCGUUUUACCAGUUUAGAUGAUGAUCAUUAUUGUUUGAUUCUAUUACUAUAAAAUAUUUCUAUUGUAGACUUUAUACAUUUAUUACAUUUACUACUUUAUUCUUUCAUAAUAAUAAUUAAAAAAAAAAACCCCCAUAGAUUAAUACUACCUAUUUUAUUUUGAAAAAUGUUUUCAGCCACUUUCAUCUGUGUUACCAAAUGAUGCCAUGAUUUAUCAAAAGUAUGUCCUUUUUUGUAUGAUACAAUCAUUGAUCCAUCAAGAAAGUUCACUUUUGAAUUUAAUAUUAUAAUAAAAUUCUUUUAUUCAUUUAAAUUUUAUAUUCUCCUUUGUUAUCAAUAUCUUUUAUCUAGAUGAACAAACAAAAAAAA